Molecule: messenger RNA, 1725 nt
Organism: Aegilops tauschii subsp. strangulata
Lineage: Eukaryota; Viridiplantae; Streptophyta; Magnoliopsida; Poales; Poaceae
Source: RefSeq, a predicted model, not a curated record
AUGCGCCGGGGGCUAGGCGGGACCAGAGGGGUCCGCGGAGCAGGCCGGCUAGGCGCGCUCCCGGACGAGGUCCUCCAGCACGUGCUCUCGUUCCUGCCGUCGCGCGAGGCCGUGCACACCAGCCUGCUCGCCCGCCGCUGGCGCCACCAGUGGAAGUCCGCGCCGGCCCUGCGGAUCACCGGCGCCGACUCCUUCAAGAGCGCCCGUGAACUCAACGACUUCGUCAACUACCUCAUCGCCCUCCGUGGCCGGCCGCCCCUCCACGCGUGCGAGUUCGAGGCCUGCGAGGUGUACGACUACGAGGACUAUGAUGAGGGCUCCCAAGACGACGACGGCGAGCGGUCACGGUACACCGAUCUGUGGAUCCGGUACGCCUUGUCAUGCCACGCUCGGCUGCUUCGGAUCAGGGACCAUGACCCUAACAACGUUGAUCCCAAAAACGAGGCUCCGCUGAAUGUUCUGCUUGAGACUCCCAUCUCCUCCCCGCAUCUCACGACGUUGGAUCUCGAUGGUGUGAUCUUCUCGAGCAAAUACUCUCUGGAUUUCUCGAGUUGCCCGAACCUGGAGACCGUAAAGAUGCACCGUUGCUCCUUCUCAAUCAUAUGCUGCGACGGUCCCAUCAAGGUAUCUUCGCAAUCUGUGAAGUAUCUUAGCAUCACGGACUAUAAUUUUCCUCGUUAUGACAAGAAGGGAGCUCUCAUAUCUGUCCCAAACCUCGUCUACUUAGAGCUGGGUAGCGGCCGUGGCAAGGUUCCUACGUUUGAGUGCACGCCGUCGUUGCUAGCAGCAUCUAUCAAGCUUGAUGAUAAGGAUGGUUCCUUCCUCCUUGAGCGCUUGUCAGCUACCAUUAAUCUAGAGCUCAUGAUCGAGCCUCAAGCGCACCUUGGCCAGUCUGCUGCUUUCAGGAAAGAACUAAUACGGUGCACCACAUUUAGCAAGCUCAAAACUUUGUCACUAGAUGAUUGGUGUGUGGAGCCUGAUUACAGCCCACUACUUUACUUUCUCCGGCGGUCACCAAGUCUCGAGAACCUCCACCUCCGACUAUCUAAGGUAUAUAUAUUUCCUAUGAUUUAUACAUUUUCUCCCGUUGAACUUGUAAUUUAAUUGUUGAUGAUUGUGGUAACCUAUACAGAAAUAUAAACAUGCCGAAGAAACAGACGGAAGCUACGCUCCAAUAGAACCGUUUUUGGCAUCAAAGAAUCUUAGGGUUGUCAAGAUCAAAUGUCUGGCCCAAGAUGAGCGUGUUCCCAAAAUUGUGAAGGUCCUGAGUUCAUGUGGAGUAACUGCUGAGCUAAUCAGCAUCAACAAAAGAAUUUGGUCUUCCGACAGUAAGUCAAACAAUAAUUCUUCCGAGAUUUUGAAGUUUAUGCAUUCAAAUGCCAUGUGUGUUUAAAAUUUUGCAACAAAUAUUUUUCAAAUUAAUUGCACAACUAAUGUGUAAAUAAUAAGCAUCAAAGGAAAAAAAAAUCUUGUGCCGACAAUAAUUCUGUUAAUUAGUAGUCUUGGUGAAUUUUAGUUUUGAAUUCCCAUAUAUGUUUAUAUGAAAUUUACCAAUGUGCAUUUGUCAAGUUAAUUGAACAACCAAAUACGCCAAACAAAAGCCAACUUACCCUUGCCUUCAUGUUGCUACGAAAUAAUAACUUUCUUCUUUCUUCGCACCAUUUAAAUCAAGUGGUAUGCGAGUCUGAUUAAUUGCACAUUCUUUUUAUAUUUGUACAGGAUCAU